Molecule: messenger RNA, 712 nt
Organism: Stomoxys calcitrans (stable fly)
Lineage: Eukaryota; Metazoa; Arthropoda; Insecta; Diptera; Muscidae
Exons: 3
Coding region: 43-558 (171 amino acids)
Source: RefSeq, a predicted model, not a curated record
AGCUUGCCUAAAAUACAUAUUGCGUGUUGAAGCCUAAAUAAAAUGGGUCGGGCAAUAAUUUGGAUGUGGUUAAUUAAUAUUUUUUUAUAUCAGGAGGCGACCACUCAAGUUGUUGGUGUGUGGAUAAAAUGUGUCUCAUACGAUCCGCUAUUUGGAGUAUUUGAGACAUGCAACGCUUCGACAUCUGACUUGUCCAUCUAUAUAAAAUGGCUGAAGUUACCAGUUACCAGUUUGAAAGGGGAUGUUCUAUUAACAUACCAGAGUGCCUUUAAGCCUGUUAGUCUUAUUAACGCCACUUGGGAUAUAUGUAAAUUGUUCAAAAAUCCAGGAAGGCACUACGCCUUUCACCGCAUGUACUCAAAUAUUCGUAGUUUCGUUAAUAUAAACCACUCAUGUCCAUACAAUCAUGACUUGAUUAUAUCUAGUUUACGCGCAGAACGAACGAUUUUGCCAUUCCCUGUGUUCCCUGGAAAAUACAAUGUAACGGUUGUAAUCAAUGCCAAUGGUGAAAAACGGGUUAACGUUAAAGCUGGCAUUACUCUUUUUUGGAAGAAAUAGCUAAAAAAAAGAGCGAUAAAGUUUAUACAAAAAAAAUUUAAAAAAAUAAAAUAACAUUGCAUCAUAAGGUCUGUUCGCGUGCUUUUCCAGUAAAAAUUUGCAGAAGAGUUAGAGCCAUUUUACUCUGUUUAAAAAAUUUGCAAGCAAAAGUACG